GCCUUCCUCUGACUCCGCGCCGGGGCCGCCCGUACGAGAGCGCCCUGCCAAGUCGACGCGCCCGUUCGCCCGCCCCCGUAGCAUGGACCGAGGGCUCUACGCGGGGCCGUCCGCUGCACCGCCGCAACCGCCGUCACUCGUGGCCUGUGUCUCUGUCGACGGCUGCCGUCGCACGAGGUCCAUGUUGCUCCUAUUCUAGGGAAGAGAGAGACCUUCGAGAGGCCGUCGUGUUCGCGUGGUUCUCUUCGCGCCCAUGAACCCGCGGCGGCGCCCGCACCGGCGGCGCCCCAUCGCCCAUGGAGCGGUGCUGCUUCUGCGGCGAGCGGCGGCCCGCUAGCCAACACGAGCCUCUCCUGACGGUACCCGUGCGCCGGUGCCGUGCCGGACUGGACUGGCGGCGCUCGGUGAAUCCCACUAGCGCGUCCGUUUGCGGUUGUGGCGUUGCGAAGCCGUUUGGCUCGCUCGACCUUGCCACAGUCUUCGUUGUCGUAGGGCGGCUGGGACGCGCCCAAGGCCGGAGGAGGCCCGCCGCCAUGCGGGGCCCUUGCGCCACCGGCAGCGAGUCGGCCCUAGACCGAGCGGCGGCCCUAGUGGCACGGCGUUGCUGCGGGCCGCUGCCUCCCGUCAACGUAGUCGUCGGUCGCCACCGACUCUGAGGAGUGGAGCUGCGCGCGCCACCGCUCAACUCUUUUCUGGGCGGAUGAUCGGCCGGGCGUGCGGCGGCGGCGCCCGCUGAGCGGCGGCGCGAUGCAGCGUGCCCGGUCGCUGUCGUCGCUGCCGCCGGAGCCGUUCAUGAUCAUGCGCAGCAAGGCGCUCAACCGGCGCGUGGUCAUCAACGUGGGCGGCGUGCGCCACGAGGUGCUGUGGCGUACCCUGGAGCGGCUGCCGCACACGCGGCUGGGCCGGCUGCGCGAGUGCAACACGCACGAGGCGCUGGCCGAGCUGUGCGACGACUACUCGCUGGCCGACAACGAGUACUUCUUCGACCGGCACCCGCGCUCGUUCGGCGCCGUGCUCAACUUCUUCCGCACCGGCAAGCUGCACUUGGUCGAGGAGAUGUGCGUGAUGGCCUUCAGCGACGACCUGGAGUACUGGGGCAUUGACGAGCUCUACCUGGAGUCAUGCUGCCAGCACCGCUACCACCAACGCAAGGAGCACGUGCACGAGGAGAUGCGCAAGGAAGCCGAGUCCCUGAGACAGAGGGACGAAGAGUACUUCGGCGAAGGACGCCGAGCCCAGCUGCAGAAGUUCCUGUGGGACCUGCUCGAGAAGCCCACCUCGUCUCUGGCCGCCCGGGUGGUGGCAGUGCUGUCGAUCCUCUUCAUCAUCCUGUCGACGAUCGCGCUGACGCUCAACACGCUGCCCGAGCUGCAAGAACGUGACCACAAGGGAGAGGUGGUGGACAACCCCAAGUUGGCGCUGGUCGAGGCCGUCUGCAUCACUUGGUUCACGCUCGAGUACCUGCUGCGGUUCCUGUCGUCGCCCAACAAGUGGAAGUUCUUCAAGGGAGUGCUCAACGUCAUCGACCUGCUGGCUAUCCUGCCGUACUUCAUCUCGCUCUUCCUCACCGAGACGAGCAGCAAGAAGCAGGACCAGUUCCAGGACGUGCGUCGCGUGGUGCAGAUAUUUCGCAUCAUGCGCAUCCUGCGAAUCCUCAAGUUGGCCCGCCACUCGACCGGACUGCAGAGCCUGGGCUUCACGCUGCGCAACAGCUACAAGGAGCUCGGGUUGCUCAUGCUGUUCCUGGCUAUCGGCAUCAUGAUAUUCUCCAGCCUGGCAUACUUCGCCGAAAAGGAAGUGGCCGACACCAAGUUCACCAGCAUCCCGGAGACUUUCUGGUGGGCAAGUAUCACCAUGACUACCGUCGGCUACGGAGAUAUCUGUCCGACCACGCCUCUGGGCAAGAUCGUCGGUAGCGUCUGCUGUAUCUGCGGCGUGCUCGUCAUUGCGCUGCCCAUCCCCAUCAUCGUCAACAACUUCGCCGAGUUCUACAAGAACCAGAUGCGCCGGGAGAAAGCGCUCAAGCGCAAGGAGGCCCUGGAGCGUGCCAGGCGUGAAGGCAGCAUCGUCUCCUUCCACCACGUCAACCUGCGCGACGCCUUCGCCAAGAGCAUGGACUUGGUCGACGUCCUUGUGGACACGGCCCAUGGCACCUCCCAGGGCGACGCCAUCAGCCUCGGUGAAGAGUCCGCGGCCCGCCUGAACGCCGGCUGCUUCCGCAACUACGAGCACACGCUACAGGCUGCCGCCAGCGGCGGCUGCUCAGGGGUACCACCUGGAGGAGGAGGAGCCCGAGGCGCGUCGGACCCUCUCCUGCUGCCGGAGCCGCUCAACUCUCUCAGCGGCAGUCGCCAGCAAGCGGCGGGCCAGACGCUGGCGGCCUCGCCCGAGUUCCUCGAAGGCGACUUCCGGGCCAACAUAGAGCUCAAGACUAUCAACCGCUGGGACGUCGGCAGCGUGGAGAGCUCGGACACGUACCUGUCCUGCGCCACGCAGCCGUUCGCCUCGCAGGCGGACCUGAGCCAAGAACCGGCGGCCGGCCAACAACAGCAGCCAGUGCAGCUGGUGCGGCCGCGGUUCCUGCAGGGCGUGCGCACCAAGGCCCGCUUCGACCCCGUGGACGCCACCCGGGCGCUUCGACCGGAAACCAUCGAGCUGCCGCGACCCGAGCCGCACGUGUUCGCGCCCUCGGCCGCGCACAAGGCGUCGCCUUUCUCCAAAGUGCUGACGCUGUUCGGCGGCCAGUCGGGCAAGUACGGCGGCGGUUCGGGGGACCCCGGCGAGCGCGCGGAGCCGCCGCCGCCGGCGACCCGCGGCGCCGCCAAGUCCAUCCUGAAGAAGCCCGAGGAGCGGAGCACGGCGUCGACGGGCACCGCGACCACGCCCAGCCUGGGCGCACUGUGCGUGCACACGGUGGACGUGAUGUGCUCGCCGGUGCGCGCCGAGAGGACGCCCCUGCUCACCGCGCAGGAGGAGGACGGCAGCCCCGCCAGGGAGCCGCGCUCGUAGCCAGAGUGGCCUAGUGCGUGUGCGUGGGGGCUGCCGGAAAGGGGGGGCUACGCAGCGGCACCACACGGUGCGUCCCGGGCGCCGCCGCGGGCGCCAUAAUUUCGGGGCCUCGGUGGGGGGCGCUACUUGUCUCCUCCGGGAUCCCCACCGAGGCCCCAGGCGGCGCCGCGCGAGCGCCCGGGACGCCCGGAGGAGACCCCAUCGUCACCGACACCCACCGCAGCGGCAGCAGCAACAGCCACCGACGAUGUGACCUCAUCUCGCGCUUGUACAUACCUCAUUGGACAACCACCACAGCAUUUCCUCCUCAUUUUUUUUUAUUUUAUAUAUCGAACUCUAGACUGCUCGCUAUCUCACAUUCUUGGUGCGAAUAACGACCCUGCUCACUUACGCCUUCGUGUUACUCAGCGCACUACAACCAUUCGUCUGUGUGUGCCACGAAGAACGGUGAAUCUCUCGGAGGGACUGACACGACUUCUUGCGCACUAUCGGCCGGCAGUGAAGCGCGUCACAUAUGCUGCUGGCGGCAAAAUGACGUGUUGUGCUUUUUUUUUUUUUGACGCAGCUCAAUUGCAUCGUUAGCGACACCACAAGGGUCACUAUUAAGCCUAUGCCACGUGUCAGUGCGGUUGUUAACUGACCGAGUCGUUCGAACCGUGUCUUGAUCGCCGCGUUGCCACGGACACGGUGAAACAAUCACAAGCGGACCGAAGACGCCCAUUAGCUAUAUGAUCACGUUUGCGAAUACAGUUGCACAUAGUGUGCGCUCCCUCUAAUCAUUUUCGGUGCAAUGCGGUGCAUAACUCUACAGCCCUGUGGACUGUCAGAUCGGUCGACUCUGGUGGCGUUAAACGUUUCGUUAUGAUGCUGGGUUGUGUCUGCCGUAGCCGCUUCUCUUCGUCGGGACAAUUUCGGUGGCGCUAGCAGGUUUCAGCUCUGCGCCCUUCAUUGUUAUUUUUUUACACGUUUCCUGUACAGUCACUGCGUAAUUGUCACAAGCCCGUUUCCAGUGCGAUGCAACUUUCUGAGCGUGUGUGUUCGCGAGUGCUGUAUGCAAAAGUAGAAGAGCAGCUACCGGUUGUGAGCCAUCCGCAAAGUCUAUGCAUUGAAAACCAUUGAUCUCUGAUGCCACCGGUAGGCGACGAGUCAUCACUGACGCAGACACGGAACUGCGCCGCCCCGGCAGACGCGCUGUAUGAAACACACGCAAGCCGAGCAUAAAUUAUCCACUCGAAGCUUUGCUAUGUAAAAACAUAACUGGUGCACAGAGAGUACUCGCGACUCUCCCGGCGUCACGUGACAUACCUCCUUGUGCUUUCGGCUCUGGCAUGUUUUCCUUCGGUGCGCAAUUGAUUGCCUCAGCUUAACGUGGCCUACUCUUCGUCGGAGGCCUGCUAAGCAUUGGAAGGUGCUGUGAAUUCCACUUCGAAAUCCGACCCUCUUUAGCGUACGAGUGCUAGAACGACGUGAACAAGAUUGCGCAGGAGUGUCAACAUACGACUUUAUUCUUGUUAGACUACGCGUGCACCUGCGUCGGGCUGCCUUCGACAUAAAAACACUCCUCCUCGCU
Molecule: messenger RNA, 4579 nt
Organism: Dermacentor albipictus
Lineage: Eukaryota; Metazoa; Arthropoda; Arachnida; Ixodida; Ixodidae
Product: potassium voltage-gated channel protein Shab-like
Biological process (GO): potassium ion transmembrane transport; protein homooligomerization
Cellular component (GO): voltage-gated potassium channel complex; membrane
Molecular function (GO): protein binding; delayed rectifier potassium channel activity
Source: RefSeq, a predicted model, not a curated record